CAAACCAAACACUUACCAAGUAUACUAUCACUUCAUUGCAUCUUCAUUCUUCUCAUCUUUGAACAUGGCUGAAAAUGAUUUAAAAAUAUUAGGUGCAUGGCCUAGUCCAUAUGUUAUGAGGCCACGUAUAGCUCUUAACAUAAAAUCUUUGGGUUAUGAUUUCUUGGAAGAACAAUUUGGUUCUAAGAGUGAUCUUCUCCUUAAAUCAAAUCCUGUUUACAAGAAAAUCCCAGUUCUAAUUCAUGAUGGAAAGCCUAUUUGUGAAUCUCUCAUUAUUGUUCAGUAUAUUGAUGAAAAUUGGAAUUCUGGUCCCUCUAUUCUUCCUUCUGAUCCUUAUGAUCGUGCCAUUGCCAGAUUUUGGGCCACUUAUAUUGAUGAUAAGUGGUUUCCAGCACUGCGUGGCAUAGCAGCAGCACAAGUAGAGGACGCGAAAAAGGCGGCAAUAGAGUCGGUGGUCGAAGGCCUAGUGUUGUUGGAAGAUGCCUUCAAGAAUUGCAGCAAAGGUGAGAAGUUCUUCGGUGGAGACAAAAUUGGAUACUUAGACAUUGCACUUGGCUGCUUCUUGGGUUGGGUGAGGGUGACUGAGAAGAUGAACAAUGUAAAGCUACUUGAUGAAGCCAAGACUCCAGGUUUAUAUAAAUGGGCUGAAGAUUUUUGUGCUGAUAGUUCUGUCAAAGAUGUCAUGCCUGAAACUAAUAAGCUUGCUGAGGUUGCUAAGAUCAUUCUGGCCAAAAUUAGAGCCCAAGCAUCUAGCUAAGUUCAUAUGUCUUCUUCUUUCAAGGUGUGUUUAGACUAUCAAGGUAGUUAUUUUCAAUCUCUAGCAAAGAUGAUGUAUGAGCACAACAUUUGGUCUUUGAGCUGGUCAAAAAAUACAUUGUUCCUUGUGUAAUAAGCUAUUCAGAAAUGAGUACAAGAAGCCAAGAUAUAGCAUCUGUUGGCUAUUUCUAAA
Molecule: messenger RNA, 949 nt
Organism: Lycium ferocissimum
Lineage: Eukaryota; Viridiplantae; Streptophyta; Magnoliopsida; Solanales; Solanaceae
Product: glutathione S-transferase U17-like
Exons: 2
Coding region: 65-757 (230 amino acids)
Biological process (GO): glutathione metabolic process
Cellular component (GO): cytoplasm
Molecular function (GO): glutathione transferase activity
Source: RefSeq, a predicted model, not a curated record